Molecule: messenger RNA, 660 nt
Organism: Vigna umbellata (rice bean)
Lineage: Eukaryota; Viridiplantae; Streptophyta; Magnoliopsida; Fabales; Fabaceae
Source: RefSeq, a predicted model, not a curated record
AAAAGUUCUGGAAUUUAAUUUGAACGGUUGCUCUAUCACUGUCACUGAGUCCUUCAAAUGAAGCCUUCAAUGGUGAACUCAAAACUCUUCUUCUUCUUCACUCUACUCAUCUUCUUGUUCAUCAUGUUUGCACUACACAAACAACGUCAGCUAGAUCAACUCAAGUCAAGGGUUUCACUAUUAGAAUCCAGCAUUGAGAACAGGGAGCAUGAAUUGCGAAAUAAGGAGACUUUUGAAAAAGAAAUUGCAUCUUUGAAGGAUAGGGUUGACUCUAUUCAGUUGCAGGACAAGUCUGAUAUAGGCCAGUGUGGCACCAAUGAUCAGCUGAAGGAGGAAAGCAUACCAAAUAAAAUGUACCUUUCUGCCAUGCCAUCUUUUGAUCAAACUGUAUCAGUGAUAAAGAUUUUCCUUGCUUACUUAAGAAAAAUAACUACCUUCUCACUCAACAUACUCAAGGAGCGACUGAAUGAUUUACUUCAAGAAAACCUGGAUGGAGCAGCUUAGCAAGGAUUGUAAAGGACUCGGAUGCAACAUCAUUAGUGUGUAAUUUAUGAUAGUGUAGGAUCUUGGUUGAACUGUUUGAACCAUUAAGUUUUGAUAUAUGUUGAAAGGUGCUUUAUUAUUCUCUUUCUUAGUGUCAUAAACUCUGCUUAAAGUUAA